AAGAAAUAAUAUGAAAUAUGCAAGUAUGCGGGUAUUUUGGAAACGUCACAUGAUAAGCAACAUAAUCGGAGUUGUUUUCGUGUGUGUGAUAGUGGGUAUCUAUAUCAGUCUGUUGCGCUAUAACAAAGCUAGUACUACCAGUUUUAACCUGGUACCGAAAAGUGUUGGUGCCUUACCAGGAGCAUACAGAUACAAAUCCCAGAAGGGACCGUUGUUUCACUUCACUAACCUCGGGAAAAAGUCUUUAAAACACGGGAAGUUGCCUGUCUUCAUUGUGGAGGAGCAUCAUGAAGUGCUUCCUGUUUGGUUUGAAGCAGCUAAAAAUGGAUACAUGCCUCAACAUGGCAAUACCUUGAUCCAUGUAGAUGGUCACAGUGACAUGGCACCGCCCUUUUUUCUGAGCCGCUACCCAGCUUGGCGCCCACCAAGGGACAACAAGGAGCUACAUACUAUGAUGCAGAGAAACGAUGCAUUCAUUGUGGAAGCGGCAAUGGCUGGGUUGAUCAGAAAGGUAAUCUGGAUUUGGCCUAAGUGGACAGAACACACACAUGAGGGUAUUGAACAGUCUGGGGAGGUGGAGGUAGGCUGGGCUCAGGUGGAUGGUCCACACAAAGACAAAAUCAAGGUGUUCUGUUUAUGCUUCCACAAUACAACAAAAAAUGCACAAAGCUGUAUAUAUUUACCUUUACACAAGGCAACAGAGAUGAGUGUUUCCAUUAACCCUCAUCUUUGUCAUGUCAAAAAGUCAUUCUUCUACAAAGAAAUCAGAGAAGAUGUUGCAGUCCAAAAAUUGAGCAAAAAUAAAUUAGUGACUUCCAGUGAAUCUGUAUUACUUGAUAUAGAUGAGGAUUUUUAUGGUUGUGCUUAUGCCUCUAAGCCUUUGCUGGAUGCUAAUAUCACUCUGGAAAAUAUCCACAAAUUAGAUAGUCUUAUACAAAAAUUGUUUUGUCCCCAAGGGGCAAUCCAAGAACAAGAUGCUGACCGGUUACUUGUCGGUGUGCUAGCAAUUUUGAGAAAGGCAUCUUCCUGUGCUGACAGUACUUUCAACAAGGCUAAAAAUGUCUUGCCGUCCAAAAGUAAUAAUGGUCAGUCCCAAGGUCAUGGAGGUAAGGUGAGCUUUAACAAAAGUACAGAAGAUGCUAAUAGAAUAUCUGGCAAGAAGAACCAAAACUCAGGCAGUGGAAAAUGUAAGGAGGAAGCUCUCUUCCUCACUAAAGAAGCAGAAUCAGCAGUUAGGAAAUAUUUGUGGCAAACAAAGAACUCUGUUGCAUGUACCAGGAAGACACAACAUAGUGAGAAGAUUUUAAAAGAAUUGAUAAACAACUUCAAACAGCAUAGCCUAAGACAACUUAGAUCUUUACAAUAUGUUGGCUUUUGUUCGACAACAUCACCCAGAUCUAGUAAACUUGUCAACAAAUUAAAUUUCCACAUAUGUCAUGGUGUAAACCACCCUGGUCAUUCUGCAGUAGAUGUGUAUAUACCACGCAUGUCCGAGAUCAACCACAGAACAAAACUUCUACAGGAAUUGAUGUCCACUGUUAGAAAUAAGAAAACAUCAAUGGCCACUGUGUGCCGAUCUGUGAGGGAUGGCUACACCCCACGUCGCUACUUUACUAAGAUAGAAGGUGAUGUGCUGAAGGUACUCAAUGUCACCUUUGGUAAUAUUCAGCUGCAUUAUGAUUCUAAUUUACUUGGUGGAAGGAAAGGUUGGCCAAGCCGUCAUAAAGUGUCUCCUAAAUGAUGCUAUGUAGCUAGAAGAAAAUGUUGGCCAUGUUGAAAGAUGCUGCCAGUAGGUAGCCAAAAUGAAAGGAUAACAAAGUUUACAUACAGGUCUGGGAAGUGGUGACAGCUAAAGAUGCUUUAAUGAAGAUGUUUGUGACAGUUAAAAUAUUAAACCCAUACAAAUACAAUUACAACUGCAUUUCUGCAACACUAUGUAGGUCUGUUCUCUAGGUUACGUGGAUAGCAGAGCUUAAUGGUGAUGGCUAAGUAUAUGUAAUUUAUGAUAUUAUGUAUAAACUGCUGCAAAGGUAAUGAUGCUAUGAUUGUGUCAUAGUUGUAUUCAAGUGAUGCAUAUAGUGCUGUUGAUUUUGGAUUGAAUGUUUAUUUUGUUAGCCUACUUUUCUCAGAUAGUGGGCAGUACAAACUGCACCAUGUCCAGUAUUCAGCAGUCAGUGUCCAUCCCUCAACAAUUUUUUUAUCAUCAUUUCAUGAGAAGUAAAGGGUGGAUCUUUCUCGCAUUUUAUAUAUAGGUUAUGCAUAGUAACUAGUUGUGCCCUUUUGAUUUUGGGACUGAUCAGGAAAACAAAAUGGCUGACAUCUUCGAUUUUGGCAGUGAAAGUCUGUAAUCACAAUUCCUUGAGGAUGUGGAUUUUCACAUUGAAUGUUUGUAAACUUAUCACUUUUUCUUGAGAAAUACUGGAUGGAUGUUUCUAAGAUUUAAUGGGUAGGUUACUUUAAUACUCCCUAGUUAUUCACUUCUGAUUUUGGGACUGAUCAGAACAGAAUAUGGUCAUUGAUCUGACUGUCAAAAACUAUCAUAGCUACAUUUUAAGAGGAAAUUUCAUGUAAUUAGGAGCAAAAGCAGAGGAAAGAAGAGAAAAAAGGGAACAGAUCAAGCCAUUAAGGAACAAAUAAGACCAAUGUUUUGUGAAGUUUCUAUAAUAUGGUUACAAUACACAAGUAAAAGUAAUAUUAUUAGAAGAAACACUCAUUUACCAAUUUUGGCUUAUAAUUAUCAUAAGUGAUUUUUCUCAUUGGCAUUUUAAAUGUGUCAUAUUCCAAUCUUUCUGUUACAAUCGCCUGUUGUCAUUCAUUCAUCACCACAUACCAGAAUCACUACAUGUAUUGAAGGGAUGUUUAUGGACAUUGUAAAGGUUAUGGAGUAUAUUGCAAUGAAUAUAUAUUUCAAUGGAUAAAUUAAAGUUCAGUUGUCAAGUUUCAUGUUUCAUACAGACUUUUAGUACAUAAAAUGUAUUAGAGGUAUAAGAACUAUGUACUAUUGAGAAUUAUGGAGGCAUCAAGUUCUUGUUAAAACUGUAGAAAUGUUAACUAACAAAUAAAACAUACUUUGCAGUUUUAUUAACUGUGAAGGUUUACUAAUAAACACACUGUGAAUCAAUCAUUUUAAUCGUCGAAUGUACGUGGGAAAAUUUGCAAUUAAUUUUAUGAAAAUUCUGUGGAAUAUUGUAUACUUAGGGCCAACAUUGCUGAAAGCAAGAGCAUGAAGAUCUGUGAUUUAGUGUUCAAUACCAAAACAGACUUACAAAUUUUAUUUUUAUAAGAUUACAUAUUUUUGAAUUUAA
Molecule: messenger RNA, 3305 nt
Organism: Ylistrum balloti
Lineage: Eukaryota; Metazoa; Mollusca; Bivalvia; Pectinida; Pectinidae
Exons: 4
Coding region: 11-1741 (576 amino acids)
Source: RefSeq, a predicted model, not a curated record